Molecule: messenger RNA, 549 nt
Organism: Anisakis simplex (herring worm)
Lineage: Eukaryota; Metazoa; Nematoda; Chromadorea; Rhabditida; Anisakidae
Source: the annotation of a GenBank genome assembly
AUGCUCGUCUCGUGUUCACAGCCAGGAUUGCCGCGGACGGAUCGUCAUAAUGAAUUCGGUUCAUGUAUGGAAGGUUUUAGUGGUUACGUUGGAGAGUCACUUGUUAUCACCGGGUUACCAGGUGCAAAGAAAUGGACUGGAGGUGUAUUCAGUAGGUAUUAUCCAAAGGAUAUGUUCGCAAUGAACGUUGAUCGCUGGACAAUGGGUGUUGAACCACGAGCACACGGCGUGCGAUCGAAGUUGCAGGCACAUGACUAUCUCGGCUAUUCGGUACGACACGGUCGUUUUGGAUUCUGGUAUGAAGACUCACGAAAUUCAACAAUUGUAUCGGGUGCAACACGAUACAAUCAAACUGGGGCAAUAAUAUUCUUGCCAUUCAAACGUAGUUAUACAUCUGGAAGUAGUUCAUCACAUCAGUUGGCUCUCACUGAAGAUAGUUUCAUGCUAUUGGGCAACCAGCUUGGUUCAGCUUUCGGUUAUGCCAUCGAAGUUAUCGAUCUUAACAAUGACGGGUUCGUGAUACCUUACUAUUAUCCAUAUACGUUAUAA